GGUCCAGGCGUCCAGCGGCGUUGCUCUGGGACCAAACCCGCCGGCAGCCACCUGCCGGGCAAAACCGCAAAAGGGCAAAAUUCAGAGCCGUCCGCGCACAUCGCCGCAUCCCCGUGCGGCCGUAUCCCAUCGCAAUGCUGCGCCUCCGGAACCAUCUCUUCUCCGACGUCCGCGCAGCCUUCCCUCCCCCCCACCACCACCCCUUCUCCACCACCACCCCCGCCACUUCUCCCGCCCGAUUCGCCGCAGAGGAAUACCUCGUCGCCACCUGCGGGCUCACCCCAGCGCAAGCGGCGAAGGCCUCCAAGGGGCUCGCCCACCUAAAGUCUCCCGCCAACCCCGACGCCGUCCUCUCCUUCCUCGCGGGCGCCGGCUUCGCCAAAGAGGACAUUGCCGUCGGAGUCGCCAGGUUCCCCAUGCUCCUCUGCUGUAAGGUGGACAAAACCCUAACCCCGCGCUUCGCCCAGAUCCUCAGCAUCGGGCUCUCCCCUGCCCAAAUCUCCCGCAUCACUAGCAUCGUCCCCCAAAUCUUCGUCGCACCAUCCAUGAUUCACCGCAUCCAGUUCUAUCUCUCCUCGCUUGGCACAUUCGACCUGCUGCACGUGGCCCUUAAGAGGUACCCGUACCUCCUCGGUCAGAAACUUGAGGUGGUCAAGCCCAACAUGGCGCUCCUACUGCAGUGCGGCCUAACAGCCUCUGAUGUUGCUGUAUUCGCAAAGCUGCUAACGCGGAAGCCAGAGCUUGCCAAGGAAAUAGUGGCAUGUGCUGAGAAGCUUGGUGUGCCGCGCAAUACAGGGAUGUUCAAGCGCGCCCUGCGGGCUGUGCAGUGCUUUGGUCAUGAUUCCAUCGGUGCAAAAAUGGAUCUCCUGAAGGCGACCCUUGGAUGCUCGGAGGCAGAACUAGCCCUUGCAGUGCGCAGGGCACCACAAAUUCUGACAAUAUCUGAAGGUAAUCUGAGUCGCACAUUGAAGUUCCUGAAGGUGGAUGUUGGGUUGAAGCUUCAGUACAUCUUGCUUAGGCCACCAAUACUAGGCUAUAGCAUGCAGAGGCGGCUUGUUCCCCGGCAUUAUUUCAUCAACAUUCUGAAGGCUAAGGGGCUUGUGAAGGAAAACAUCGACUUUUACAAAGCUGUUUGUAUAUCCGAGAAGAAAUUUUUCCAGAAGUUUAUUGAUCCUCACAGGGAGACUAUUCCAGGGCUUGCAAAUGCUGAUGCUACUGCUUGUGCAGGGAAAAUACCUCAUGGCAUCAAAAUGUAAUAGCUACAAGUAGAGAUACUGAAGUCCAUCCUGCCUCCCAGGACCCAGCAUAUGGAUGUUAAGGCAUAGGCAAUUGAUUUUCAUCACAGAGAGAGAAUCAUUUUUCCACUUGACUACUGUUAUCUCCCUGCGUUCUUUAUGCAUCUAUCUAUGCCAGCUGGUGGUAAAAUGAAGUUGAUUAUUAUGGUUUGCUACCUGAAACAAUUUUGGCUGCUAGACUGCAAUGCCAUUGGCGAGUCUAAUUUGUCAAUGAAUAAUGAAGACAACUAGACAUGUUGCUGUUGCAGCGGCACGUGAGAGACAAUGAAAGGUGAAUUGAUGGUAGUGGGGCUCUGCCUGUACUCUGAGCUACCUGUUGAUGAACUAAUGGAUCUAGGUUCCUCAGCGAACACUAAUUUGUACAACUGAUGUAGUAAUGUCCACCUUUGUGUGCUGAAGUGGAUUUACUUC
Molecule: messenger RNA, 1706 nt
Organism: Panicum hallii
Lineage: Eukaryota; Viridiplantae; Streptophyta; Magnoliopsida; Poales; Poaceae
Product: transcription termination factor MTERF8, chloroplastic-like
Exons: 1
Coding region: 135-1256 (373 amino acids)
Biological process (GO): regulation of DNA-templated transcription; chloroplast organization
Cellular component (GO): chloroplast
Molecular function (GO): double-stranded DNA binding
Source: RefSeq, a predicted model, not a curated record